AUUCUUGAGCGCCGAGUCCCCCCAAUAGACCUGUGUCGCCCUUUCUGUCCGUCCCACCGCCUCCUCGGAUCGAUUCGGGGCUCCCCAGGCAUUUCCACAACCAAACCCAGUCUCCUGUUCCCUCAAAACUGUCUUUACCCCCCAACAUACACACCAGCAGCCCCCCUGCCACUCCCCCUCUUACUGGGCUUCUGCCGGAUCUCGCAGCAGCAGGUUCUUCCCUGGGGGUCCCGCCUGCCUGGCCUCCGCCCUUACUCAGCCCUUGUGUCCGAGGCAGGUACAGUAGACAGUUCCUUCCAAGGAGAUGUCGAUUCCAUUCUCCAACACCCACUACCGAAUUCCACAAGGAUUUGGGAAUCUUCUAGAAGGGCUAACACGCGAAAUUCUGAGGGAGCAACCGGACAAUAUACCAGCUUUUGCAGCAGCAUAUUUUGAGAAUCUUCUAGAGAAAAGAGAGAAAACCAACUUUGAUCCAGCAGAAUGGGGGGCUAAGGUAGACGACCGCUUCUAUAACAACCAUGCAUUCAAGGAGCCAGAAACACCUGAGAAAGGCGAGCCUGUAAAAGAAAAGCUUCAGACAUCUGUGCAAGAGGAGACCCCGGUCACACCCUUUGAGUUUUCUGAAGAGGACAGAGAAAAGGAGGAGCACGCUGCUGUGAAAAUCCAAGCAGCCUUCCGGGGACACUUAGCCAGAGAGGAGAUGAAGAAAAAGAGGUCCUAUGAGAACACUGCUCUCGCACAGAACACAGAAGAAAAUGAGUGAGAAGACUGGUUUUACUGGCAUCACCCCCACCCCCUACUCCCCCAGAACAUGAGAAGAUAAUGUGAACCAUCCACCUUGUUGUGACUGUCAUUUUUCCCUUAAUAAGGGAGAUGUGAUGUGGUGAGAUAGCAUUUGCUGCUGUUGAGAAAAUCUUUCGUGAGCAUUUGUUUAAUAAACAUGCCAUUGUAAACAUG
Molecule: messenger RNA, 957 nt
Organism: Erinaceus europaeus (western European hedgehog)
Lineage: Eukaryota; Metazoa; Chordata; Mammalia; Eulipotyphla; Erinaceidae
Gene: SPA17
Product: sperm autoantigenic protein 17
Exons: 5
Coding region: 305-763 (152 amino acids)
Biological process (GO): binding of sperm to zona pellucida
Cellular component (GO): sperm fibrous sheath; sperm principal piece; cytoplasm
Molecular function (GO): calmodulin binding
Source: RefSeq, a predicted model, not a curated record